UUCCCUUGGUUGCUAUAGUAUUUAAUACAACGUUGCGUGGAACUGUCAGUCGUGUGCUUUCACUUCUCUGCCAAGAUGAUGUCCCUACGCGAUCCCUACCCUUUCCCAAAGCUGCAGAAUGAUGAAAAUUUCGCUGGACUUCGACAGACUUUACAAGAACCGUACGGUGUUCCUACACACUUGGCCCAGAAGCAGGACCCAUGGAACCGUCUGAACACGAAGCACACCCUGAGCAGCACGAGGCGGGAGGUUCAACAUUACGACCCUGUGGCUCCCCACGACAGCCUGGACUUUGUGUUGAAGUCAGAAUAUGACCAUCAUGGAGAGUUCCUCAAGGAUAAAAAUGAAACUCUUCUCCAGCCCGAGACUCUUGGCAGGGAACAUGGGAGGGUGCUCAAGAACCGGACAGUUGUAGUAGUACCACAAGCACCCACAAUGGACCAUCCAAUCAGCAUCUCCGAACAGACGAAGAGAGAGAACAUUCACUGCAUCAAGAAUGCAAUUGAGAGCCACCAUACACAGACAACAAACAAAGGCUAUUCUAGAAAACCUGACGGAGGAUUUUUUUGCUCUUGAUUUCCUCACUGUCUAGAAUCUCACAAUCCUCUGUCUAACUGCUUUUGUCUUCUAAAACUGGCAAUGCCCAGUCUCUUGCUGGGAGCACUAACAGAAACUAACAAAUUCAUAACAGAAAUAUCCCGAACCACAUCAUGUUUCAUUUGUUAUAUACAGGUUACUCUUUGUACUACACAACAGAAGUUAAGGACACUCGAUUCUGUCACAUGACUAAAGUUAAUCUGUCAUAAGGGGUGGUGGGGUAGCCUUGUGGUUAAAGCGUUCACUCCUCACGCUGAAACCCUGGGUUCAAUUCCCUACAAUGGUCUGGUGUCCCCUGCCAUGAUAUUGCUGGAAUAUUGAUAGAAGCAGCAUACUCACUCACUCUCUAUUCUGUCAUGCAAUGGCAGAUUAACUGUCAUAUUAAAAAAUUGGGUUUUUAAAAAAAAAAAUAUAAUUGAGAAUUAUUUAUGAAAUAAGCAUUCUCACAUGAUGGAAAUUGAAAGUUUUGUAAUCAACAACAUGCACAACUACUGAAUUUCGAUCAUCAUGACAAAAGUUAACAUUCACAUUAAUUCUUGUAAUUAUUGAAAAUAUCUUAUGAAAUUUGGGAUUACUGAAAAAGGCUUCAGGGUUACCUCAUCAGCACAGGGUAUGCUGUGUUAUAAACACACUGUUUACAACAUGCAGUAGUUUAAUGAACAACUGUGGCUUUGAUAACCUCUUGCAUUCCAAUUAACCUCUUUCAUCUUUCAGUUUCUUACCUGCUCAUAGUACUAACUGCAGUAGACAUCUUCCAUGGACAUUCAAGGACUUAUUUCCGAUGUGAACUAUGUCCUUUUGUCCUGCCGAGCUAGUCGCUACUAGUCAGUAGAACUAGUGUAAACUGUGUGCCUUCUCACAUGCCCAUUAAAUGUGCGUGAAAAAUUAGUCAAACAUUGCAAAAAUUGCCGAUUUUGAAUUAUUGUUUUGAAUACAUACACAAAAUGUGUCCUUAUGUAUUUGGAUUUGAUAAAUCAAUAAUUUGAAACUGAUAAAAAAUCAGGUGAUUCUACUGUAAUUGUUUGGAGUAACAUUAUUAUAAAUCAUGUUUACAUAAAUUGGAUUGACUGACUUUCUUCCUUUGCUUUUCUUCAUCCUUGCAUCUCACCUGUCAGCCUCAUCUACUGGUUGAUGCAUUUCAAUGUAUUCAAUGUGAAGCACCUUGGUCGUAUAACUUGUUAGUCAAAACAAAUCGUAUCAUAAAUUUAAUUGAUUAAACAGGAUGGAAAUUUAACUGGACAUGGAUUAAAUAUAUAAAUGGAAACAUAAUUUGUUCAAAUUUCUACAGGGGGUACUAAAGCAGUACAAUUGUUUGAUCAAGGCUGUAAAAUAAUAAAAAUGUACAAGUGGGACAUUUCUGAUUAAUUAUCUGCUCUUUGUUGAAACUCUAGAACAAUGAUCUUUUAUUAAAGAAUUGUAAAAAUUCAUUGCCAAUAUUGACUGCGAUUGUAUCUUAAAAUUGUAAGAUAAUGGAAUAUUUUUUAUAUGUUUAACUCAUGAAGUAACAAAUAAACAGUGAACAGUGAGUUUAAUAGUUAAUUAAGGGAAAUUUGAUUAAAACAUUGGAUCUCACUAAAGCACAAACUGUAGUCAGGUUAUCAGGUGCAUGCUUGAUGAAGGCAGGUGUCGCUCCUCUUCACAGUACUAAUCCCACCGUACUUAUCUCCCUUGUCACUAUAGAGAGCCCCCACAUCGCUGGCACCAAUGGCGGCUAUUCAAGGAAACAUGACGGUGGAUUCUACAGUACCUAACUUGUAGCAGUCCACAUUCGUCUCCAGCUAUUUAACAAGAUCCAUCAAUGUUCGUUAAAAAUAUUGUGUAAAAAAAAUUAACAACUUCAACAUGUUUAAUGAAGUGAUAUGAUGUUUUAGAUAAUGCUAACCCAUUUGUUGUUAAUUUGUAAACAUUAGUGUACUUAUUAUCUUUUAAAUCCUUGUUAAGAAAAUAAUUAUGUACAUAUGUAUAUUUUAUUAUGUAUUUUUUAGAAGUGUUGCUCUCACUAUAUAUUUAUUUUCUGUGAUAUAUUUUAUAUAGUUGUACAACAUAUUUACAUCUAGAAUUGUUUGAUUAUGCAAACUUUACAUCGUGCUGCUUUUAUAGACUUGCAUUUAUCCCAGCAAUACCAGAUCAGUAAUUAAUCCUUCAAAGUGGUUUUGCAUACUCAGCAGUUAUUAAAUCAAGAUGUCUUAACAGCUUCUACUAGUUUUGAUGAUGGUGUUUCCAUUUUUGGAUUGGACACUGAGGUCAUUGUCUGAAGUCAUAUACAAACUACCAGGAUUGUAUUUUUCCGCUUGUUCGUGUUUUGGUAUCCUGAAUAAUAUUUCAAGUAUAUUUUUCUGGAUUGUAAAAUGAUAAAAUUAAGGCUGGACAACACCAUGGCAUGAUAUUCAGAAUAAUAUGUUCUGUUCACAGGAAAGAGGAAAAGUUGAAAGAAUUUGUAAAUCAAAGCAUUUUUGUCAAAUAUUGGUUUGGUAAAAUUCUAGCAAGGAAAGUUAUGAUUGUGUGAUGUAGAAUUAAUUUGAGAUGAUAACCAGCAUCCGUUUGAGAAGUCUGUUGUGUAGACACAUUUAGAAAAAAUCAGUUCCUUGUCUUAUAAUAGUCCUCCACCUUGACCAAAACCUCUCGAGCCAUAGCUAACCAAACAGUAUUACUGCCACACAGUGUUUAGUGGUCUAGUGUCUAGUAGACAGGAGGGAGCAGCUUGGCUUAAUUGGCAUGAUAGAGAGUAUUAUCAAGUAUUAUUGAGACAUAUCAUUUUGAAGUCUGUUUUUCUGAAGUCAGUUUAUUCUAGCAUGUGAGCACUGGUGUAUAUUUACUGUUAUUUUAGCUGUGAUACCUCCUUCAUGUUCACGUCUUUACACCAUGAUAAGUGUACUGAUACUGACAGUAUAUGGAUUUUGAUUGCAUUAAAAUUAUUCCAUACAA
Molecule: messenger RNA, 3522 nt
Organism: Haliotis rufescens (red abalone)
Lineage: Eukaryota; Metazoa; Mollusca; Gastropoda; Lepetellida; Haliotidae
Product: protein CFAP276-like
Exons: 4
Coding region: 76-576 (166 amino acids)
Source: RefSeq, a predicted model, not a curated record